AUGGCAUCAUUGGCAGUCACUGAUCGAUUUAUUGAACUUUAUCUCGGUUUAUUUUUCUUGAUUUUGGGUCCUAUCGGCACUAUAAUGCAAAUAUUUAUUUUAACAACUGUAUCCUAUUACCGAACGAUUGCUUGUACAUUCUAUUUCUUUAUCGUAUCUAUACGCGAAUGUGGCUUAUUUAUAGCUGCAGUUGGUCCACUUGUUUUUGCCACUAUUCUAGACAUUGACAUAACGCGUAUCUCUGUUGUUUGGUGCAAGCUUCGUUUUUUUCUUGCUUUAAGUUCUGGUGCCGUUUCAUCAGCAUGUACAUGUUUGGCUACUAUCGAUCAGUUUUUAGUCACAUCUCAACAUGAUCGGUUUCGUCAAUUGAGUAAUAUUAAGAAUGCACAUCGAGUUUCUUUAUUCACUAUUAUCAUCUGGUGGCUUCAUGAUACUCUUUGGUUAUAUUAUCAGGACAUGUCACCAGUUACAGGUGUUUGUACCUAUAAAAGUAAUAUGUUUUUUCUCUAUGCUAUACUUUUCAUCUGUAUUAUACUCUGUGGUAUUCCAAUUUUAAUUAUGAUGAUAUCUGGAAUUUUAUCUUAUCGCAACAUAAGAAAAACAAUUGUUCUCUUGCGUCUACGCGUUGAUCGACAAAUGACAAUCAUAGUUUUCAUUCAAGUCGUGCUUACCGUAAUAGGUCUUAGUCCAUUUGGUAUUUAUACGGCUUAUGCAGUUAUAGCAGAAAUGGUUCAGAAAAAUACUGAUCAAAAAGUCAAGAAUGCUUUAAUUUCUAACAUUACUUAUCUUUUUUGUUCAGUCGCUUAUGGAGGACGAUUCUAUAUUCUUAUGUUUUCCUCGUCUCGUUUUCCUUGUUCUGUGAAGGAUCGAAUGUUAUGUUGGCGACGAUUACAACGCACUGUUAUUUUUCAAGAAGGAUGA
This is a messenger RNA of Rotaria sp. Silwood1, 921 nucleotides long. Lineage: Eukaryota; Metazoa; Rotifera; Eurotatoria; Philodinida; Philodinidae. The record is from the annotation of a GenBank genome assembly.